Phoenix dactylifera (date palm) is the source of this 1126-nucleotide messenger RNA. Lineage: Eukaryota; Viridiplantae; Streptophyta; Magnoliopsida; Arecales; Arecaceae. The record is from RefSeq and is a predicted model, not a curated record.
GGAGGGCUCCGCUUCUCCUCCCUCGCUUCGCCGCCUUACCCUCUCUCCAAUAGAAUCACCCGUCAAAGCCUUCUCGGCUCGGGAACCUCAUAAUAAAUAUUUAAACACACCUCCUCCGCCUCGGCUUCAAGGUCGCAACUCCAAAGCCGGUCCGGUCGAACCGAUUCUACGGAUUAAUAAAAGGGCGCAACCCGGUCCGCGUCCAUUUACCCAGGAUAGUUUCCAUUUGGCUUUGUUCUGGGUGAGAGUGGGGAGGCAUGGGCGGAGCGCCGGGGGCGGUGGCCGUGGGCAUCGCGACGGUGCUUCCCUUCCCCUUCUACUAUCUUCUAUGGAAUUACCCGCAGGCAUGGGUGGAUGUAUGCGGGAAAGGCGUGGACCCUUCCCAUCGGAUGGCUCAGGUCUCUCACGUCCUCAAGAUCCUCCAGCUCCUCGCUCUAUUCUCCGUCGCCCGAUUCUGCUGGCCGCCGUGGUACUGCUACCCCCUCUUCGCCGUGGGCCAGUACCUCAACUUCAAGGUGUAUCAAUUGCUUGGUGAGGCAGGCACUUACUAUGGUGUACGCUUCGGAAAGAGUGUUCCAUGGGUAACAGAGUUCCCCUUUGGGUACAUUAAGGACCCACAGUAUAUUGGAAGCAUCCUGAGUCUUCUUGCAAGUUUAUGUUGGGUUCCCUUCCAGUAUGUGUUUCUGUGGCUGCUUGGUUAUCUCUUCAUGAUGUGGGUGGAAUCCAAGGAAGAUCCAGCAACUCGUGCCAAGCCGCUCGCCUGAUUUAUUUGAUUGAAGAGAGAUUAAUCACAGAUUAUUGCUGAAAUUGGAAUGAUUGAUCUUUUUUAAGACAAGUAAUUCUUGGUUAUCAUUUUUGCUGACGCUAGUAGCUCCUGUGAUUGCAACUUUUUGUAAGGACUAGGGAGAAAGGAAGGGGACUGACUUGCACUAUAAGAAUGCAGAUCCAGAUCUAUGCCAUAUUACCCACAGUUAUUUUUUUUUUGGAUAUGUACCUUCCAAGCAUCCAAACUAGAAUAUCUAGUUGGCAAGAGAGGCGUGUGACCAGUAGGACAAGCUCUGAUUUAUAUCUUUGCACUCUGUUCAUAUAUGAGUUUUAUAAAUUUGAUAUUUUGGGCUUUAUCUUA